AUGAAAACAAAUCAUUUUCAUUUUUAUGAUGAAAUUGAUGCUGAAAGUAUUAGUUCCAAAGAAGAUAUAGAGUUUUUGAUAGGCAAAUACAAUAUUAAAAAGUACGACGAUGACGAUGGCACGGGAUCAAGAGAAGAUUUGGCGCACCUAACAAACCAUUAUCAAGCCAACAACAAAAACGGUAAAAGUUUAGGCUACAAAAAUGAUUUACGACGAAAAAUAAAUUAUGUAAAUAACGAAAGUGAGGAAAGUUAUUUUGUGCGUCAGGGAGAUAUAAAAACUCAAGGCGAUAACAACAAAAGUAAUAAUAACAAUGGAGGUAAUAAAAAAAGUGUCCAAAGUACGUGCAUCCACAAUGAAAGAGAACACAAAAGAUCUGCAAAUAAUGAGGACCCUUACUAUCGCCCGUGCAGAUUUCUCAACAAUAAUAAAUUCAAAUUUGUCAAAAAACGCGCACCUCAUGAAUUAAAUAUCUCACAAAACAAUAUUUCGAGCACUAAAAUAAAAUACGACAAAAAGGAUGAUGCCUUAGUCAAUUAUUGCGGAAUCCGGAGUGCAGAAAACUGUAGAUCCGGGGUGGGACCAGAAUUCGAAAUUGGAAAAGUUAACGACGGCAAAAUUAUGAGAAAAAAUUUUAAACAUUGCGACGAUUUUUGUGAUAGAAGGAUAAUCACGCCUAAUGAAAAUGAAAGUAACAAGAAUGCAUGUGACGAUAUUCAACACUGUAGUCCUCAUGUAGAACACCUCGUAAAUGUUCCACAAAGUAAUACUGGACAUGAAGAUCUAGAACAGUUUGCUGCUAAUAUAAGUAACAGCAAAUUGGAGUUGGAAUUUGAAAGCGAAAAAAAUAACAAACAUGAUGUUAGCAGUGCUGAAAAUAAAAAAAAUAAUGAUGGAGAAAAAAGAAUAAAAAUGAAAGAUUUAAAACGAGUUGAUGAUUUUAUCAACACAAAUGGAGAUGUGGAAGAAAAAGGAAUAAAAAGAGCGGAUGACGUCAUCAAUGAAAGCAACCCAAACUCUUCUGGUCGUAAAAAAUAUAGACCUAAAAACGCUGCAUGUCUUAUUGAGGACAACAGCAAUAAUCAUAACCAUCCACUGCACACAAUGAACCACAAUGUCCCACAAGACGCUUCGCGCGGUGAAACAAAAGUCAGUGGAAAGGAUAAAAGUCUCGUCGAUUACUCGAGAGAAUGUAUUAUGAAAAAUUGCAACAACCAAACAGAUUCGAAAAUUGACAACAAAAUAACUGAACAUGGAAUUUGCAAAAUGGAAAUAACCGGUGGAAAGAUCAGAUAUAGCAAAGAAACACAAGCCAACACUUUUCGCAAAAAAAGAAAAAGAAACAAUAAUCACCGAGACGACAGAAACAAUCACAACCCCCGAAACGUCAAUUUCAAUAAAUCUCACUCUCAUCAUCUUCAUUCUCAAAAUCCAGCAUCUUCUUCAGAAGAGAGUUCCUCGUGCAAGGAACAAGAAAACUGCAGAGACAACAUCUCAAGUGGAAAUUCUCAAAACGCAGAUACCAACAACAGCAGCAGCAGCAGCGUCGUGGAAACUGAAUUGAACGAGCCUCAUGAUGACAGAGAUGAUUACUCGUUUACAGAUUUUGAAACUAAAAAAGGUUUGUCAAAAAGACUACAAAAGCCCAACGUAAAAAACGUUAAUCACAGUAAUCACCCAUUGCACAAAGCUGAAGUUUCAGUUAGCAAUCGAGCUGCGACAUUUGAAUUAGCCGUUCAAACUCAAUCUUCAUCUGCGAAUUAUCCAGCUCGCUACAGAAAAACUUCAAUAUCCGCAUCACCUUCUGUGGUUAACGUCGUGAACCACAUGAACCGGUCACACAGCGGUGUAGAGGUCUCAAAAAACUACAACAAUUGUAAAACGGCUAAAAAUAAUUUUAAUGGAAAACCAAAUCUUUUUAAAAAAAUGUUUUCCCAUAAAACAAUGAUAUUUACAAUAUUUAUUUUCAUUAUUAUUUUUUAUUGCUUCUAUGUUGAUUUGUGUCCAAUAGAUGAUGUGCCGCCAAAAUAUUGGUGGCAGUCUUCUGAUUGA
This is a messenger RNA of Helobdella robusta, 2052 nucleotides long. RefSeq lists its product as hypothetical. NCBI's taxonomy places the organism in Eukaryota, Metazoa, Annelida, Clitellata, Rhynchobdellida, Glossiphoniidae. The coding region runs from base 1 to 2052 and encodes 683 amino acids. The record is from RefSeq and is a predicted model, not a curated record. The transcript has a single exon.